GUGCAGAGCCUCAGUGAGGUGUCCGCGGGAAUGAGCCAUGGACUCGGGCAUCAGCUCAGUUCCUCUCGCGCCUGUCCCCGCCUGACCGUCCCCACGCGCUCCAGCAUGUCCGGCCCGGAUGCCUCCUCCUCAGGCAGAAACCUCGCGCUGUUUUUGGGAAUAACGUGCCUGGCCAUCUUCUCCAAGACCUCGGCGGAGCUCUCAGGUUACCUGUCGCGUGUGUUGAGGAAUUACACUGAAGAAGCGUGUGACGGAGACAUCCUGACUGUAAGGUGCCCACCAAGGACCACCAUCACUGUCCAAUCAGCUUUCUACGGCAGAAGAGACUCCGCCUACUCUCUGCAGUGUCCGCUGCCUUACAAUAUUGAUGGGCCACGCCCACUGAGUGAUGACAGUUCCUGUCAUGCAUCAACAGCACUGCAGAAGAUGUCAGAUGAAUGUCAGGACAGGAGGAGUUGUGAGCUGUUGGUUAACAGCCGUUUGUUUGGAACAGAUCCGUGUCCAUCCAUCAGCAAGUCCCUCACCCUACAGUACAAAUGCAGACCAAACGAGUAUAAGAGUAAGGUGGUCUGUGAAGGGGAGCGGUUGAGGCUGAGCUGUAAGAAUGGGAUGCAGAUUGCUGUGUAUUCGACCAUGUUUGGACGCACGCAGCAGGGAACGCUGGAGUGUCCUCCACACCACCGGAGGGCGCCGUUUGUGGACUGCCAGUCAGAGGUGGCGCUACAGGUCAUGACAUCACGUUGCCAGGGGAAACGGGCAUGUGUAAUCCGUGCCUCUACUCAGGUGUUUGGAGACCCCUGUUACUCCGGCACGAGGAAAUACCUUAGUGUCAUAUACACCUGUGUUCCAAAGAAGCUUUUGCAAGAGUCAGUUCAGAGAGUUCCAUUUGCCCCACCCCCCUCGCAACCUCAUGACCCCAAUGUGGUGGGAGACAGCGCACCGCCUGACGGGAACCCGUCCCUGACCUCUGACCCUGCACCAGGGAAAUCUAAGCGAGGGAAGUCUGGGUCGUACUUGGAGAAGAAUCGCUCGGCAAACGGACAAAAGGAAACCAAGAGAGAGAGAGAAGAAAACAGAGAUAAAGAGAAAGAGACUAGGGAUCAGAAUCCUACGGUCACCGUCACCACGACGACCAGCACAGAGAUGGCCCUGAUCAGUAAUGCUCUCGCAGCUUACACCUACAUCACAGAGCACCCGGAGCGCUGUGCGCUGUACUUCAUGUGCGGUGUGUGCGCGGGCCUGUUCCUCACGCUCUUCGCACUGGUGGUGCAGAUUUCCUGCCGGACAGACUGUAGACGGAGGCAUGCGGUCAGCAGGAAGCGCCCGCGGCCGGCCGAGUCGGACAGCGACAGCAGUGGCUCGGACUCGGACUGGGACUCUGGCUCGGACCUGUCGGCACGGCGACACCGCCGCUUCGAGCGCACACUCAACACCAACAUCUUCACUUCCGCCGAGGAGCUGGAGCGAGCGCAGAGGCUGGAGGAGAGAGAGAGGAUCAUCCGCGAGAUCUGGAUGAAUGGACAGCCGGACGUACCGGGCACUCGCAGCCUCAACCGAUACUAUUAAUAUACUCACAGCUGUGUUGUGAAGCGCACACACACUAGGGCUGCAACUGUCUGUCGAUUACGGAGUAAAGUUUGUCGUUUACUUUGGAAGCAUCACUCUAUACACCACCAGAAGCGUAGGGGCGACAUGGUUUCAUUUAAAAAGCACUCUACAUAGCUCUAUAAUGUUCAUAUGACUCACACAGUCAUUCUGACAAAUUGUAAUACACAAAAGGAAGUGUAGGGGGCGAUAUUGCGUGGUUUCAUUUAAAAAGCAUAUUAUAAUGCUCUAUCAUAUUUAUAUGAUCCAUGCUGUCGUUUUGACAGCUCUGUAAUGUUCAUAUGGUUAUUCUAACAAAUUGUAAUACCCUACAGGGAGCGUAGGGGGCGAUAUGGCUUCAGUUGUUUCAUUUAAAUAAACAAAAAAAGCUCUAUAAUGUUAAUAGGAUUCAUGCAAACAUUCUGAUAGAUUGCAAUACCACACAGGAACCGUAGGGGACGAUAUGGCUCCUACUGUUUCAUGUAAAAAGCGCUCUGUAAUGCUUUAUAAUGUUCACAUGAUGCACAGGGUCCUUCUGACAGGUUGCAAUACACUACAGCAAAUGUAGAGGGCGACAUGGCUUCUGUUGUUUCACUGCAUAACAAAAGAAGAACUCGCUUGCUGCACAGAUGGAACUUUCGAUGAUGGAACCGAAGACGACGUAACGGUUAGAUUAGUCGAUUGAUUGAAUGCAUUAAUCGAUUAGACUAAUAAUCGCUAGUUGCAGCCCUAACCCUAACACCGCCCAGGCUGUGUGUUACCCUGCUUAGCGUCGGCCAUAGCUGGGAUUUGUAGUUUUUCGGACACAUAGAAGACUACAACACAAACUGUAAUGGCCUGCUACGUGUGUUUGUUUGAGAUCUUACACACUUCCAGGCCUUUGCGGUGAGAAUAAGCUCCUCAGCCUGGUAAGCUUGACACUCCCACCGAGCUGAGAUCAAAGGUCAUUGAAGCAUGACCAGUGCACCUCUCUUCUGCUGAGGCUCAUGGGAGAUGUAGUCCCAAGACUGUAGGAUGUUUUUUUUUUUUUGGCAGCAAUUUGGAGUUUGAGGCAGCUCUGAAAGACAAAAUAAGCUCUAAACAGUUCCAGCACUCUGAUUGGUCCUUUCCUUCUGCCUGUCAAAACUGGAGGCGGGCUUCUGCAAGGCAAGGCCAAGGACGCUGGCCGGGUCUAAGGACUGUUCAUAAACAUGACCCUGGUCAAGCGGUGCUGUCUUUGAACGUUACCUUUAAAAAAAAAAAAAGAAGAAGAGAAAAUAUAUAUGAACAAAAAAUGCUUGGAAUUCAUCUCAGCCCUUAUAAAAUAUAUUUUGAAUAUUUAAUAGUUUUUUUUCCUGUUGAUGUUUUUUUUUUGGGGUUUUUUCCUGAAUAGUGAUUAUGAAAUAUUUUUAUACUGUGGCAGCGUUCACGUGAUAGCUCAGGGAUGUAAUCCGAGUGUUUCUGUGUAAAAUGGUACUAUUUUGUAUUCCUAAAAAUGGGAUGUACUUUGCUGAAAAAGUGUCUGCAGGAAGUAUCCAGAAGUGUAAACCUCAAAGAGGUUGAGGCCUAGCGUUUUUCCAUGUGAAUAGGCUUUAUUAUGCAUAGAAGCUGAGUGCCUUAUCCAGAACAUGGGAGAUACAGCAUUGUAGAGCUGCUUGUGUUGAAUGACCUCUUACCAUGUCCAGUUCGUUCAGUUUGGUAAGAGCUAAAGGGGAAUUCCACUGAGUUUUCUUUUUUUUCCCCCCGCAAAUUUCUGUGUAAUAAAGUGGCUGGGACUGAAUUACUUCAGCAAAGUCAUUCAGAGUGGUUUGAGAGUCUCCGACUUCCUCUCCUUAGUGGUGAUAGGAACCAGGGGUUGUGAUGUCUGCAACACAAAUAUAUCCAUUUUAUUUAUUUAUCCCAAAAGGCCAAAAUCAGUUUUUGUAUGUAGUGUUAAUACAGGUGGUAAACUUCAAAAUUAUCAUAAAAUAAUGUCUCUGACAGUGUAUUUGUAACCAAUCUGUGUUUUGAUCUUUGAUCAAAACAGUAUCACUUAAAAAAAAAAGAAAAAAAAAAAAAAA
Pygocentrus nattereri (red-bellied piranha) is the source of this 3623-nucleotide messenger RNA. It is a transcript of the gene eva1aa, whose product is annotated as protein eva-1 homolog C. Bases 31 to 1566 code for a protein of 511 amino acids. Gene Ontology annotation, molecular function: carbohydrate binding. The transcript has 8 exons. The record is from RefSeq and is a predicted model, not a curated record. Lineage: Eukaryota; Metazoa; Chordata; Actinopteri; Characiformes; Serrasalmidae.